This is a messenger RNA of Trichosporon asahii var. asahii CBS 2479, 423 nucleotides long. RefSeq lists its product as uncharacterized. Lineage: Eukaryota; Fungi; Basidiomycota; Tremellomycetes; Trichosporonales; Trichosporonaceae. The transcript has a single exon. Gene Ontology annotation, molecular function: hydrolase activity, acting on carbon-nitrogen (but not peptide) bonds. Bases 1 to 423 code for a protein of 140 amino acids. The record is from RefSeq and is a predicted model, not a curated record.
AUGAGGGUACACGAAAGCUGUCUUGGCCAGUGGGAGCUGCUUGGCGCGACUUCAGACUCUGACUCCAACUCCGACUCCGAGAUGGCCAUCGACGCGUCCAAGGCCAUGUCGGCACUACGCAUUCAGCCCAGCGCUGAGGACUGGGAGCCCCCGCACUGGAUCCCGAACCCGGUGCCCGAGGACUUUGAUAUCGUGUCGCCGCCAUGGAUCCGCCCGCCGGCGCCGAGACAUGUGUUCACGAACGUGCACGUCGUCGACACGGAGAAGGGCAAGCUGCGGAAACACAUGACAGUCGUGGUCGAGAAGGGCGAGAUUGUGUCCGUUGAGGACGCGAAGGCCGGAGACAAGGGCAUCGACUGCGGAGGACUCUACCUGUGCCCGGGACUGAUCGACUGUGAGUGCCUCUUCAGGUCUGGUUGCUGA